Molecule: messenger RNA, 2265 nt
Organism: Colletotrichum spaethianum
Lineage: Eukaryota; Fungi; Ascomycota; Sordariomycetes; Glomerellales; Glomerellaceae
Product: metal-nicotianamine transporter YSL2
Exons: 6
Coding region: 1-2265 (754 amino acids)
Cellular component (GO): fungal-type vacuole membrane
Molecular function (GO): oligopeptide transmembrane transporter activity
Source: RefSeq, a predicted model, not a curated record
AUGGUGGCUACGAACCCCAUCCCGGGGCCCAUCCAGGCCGACACGCAGAUCCCCUCCGCGGAUCCCGCCCACGACCCGACCUUCAUCACGGAGAAGGUCCGGUACUCUGAGCAGAACGACGAGCUCAAGAGCGAGGCCAGCGGCGAUGACGAAAUCACCGACCUCUUCGUUCCCUUCCCCGAGGUCAAGGGUCUCGAGCCCGAGGGUAACCCUCUGACCGUCCGCGCCGUCGUAGUCGGAAUCAUCCUGGGUUCCCUUGUGAACGCUUCCAACGUUUACCUUGGUCUCAAGACUGGCUUCACCUUCACUGCGAACAUGUUUGGUGCCAUCUUUGGCUAUGCCAUCGUUAAGCUUCUGGCCAAAUCGCUACCCCACCUGCCCAUCAUUGGAGGCACCUUUGGCCCGCAGGAGAACUCCAUCAUUCAGGCUUCCGCCACCGGAGCCGGUGGUAUGUCUGGUCUGUUCGUCGCCGCUCUUCCCGCCAUGUACCAGCUCAACCUCAUGUCCGACAACCCCCGCGAGGACUUUGGCCGUAUCUUGACCAUCACCGUCGUCUGCGCCUUCUUCGGUCUCUUUGCCGCUGUUCCCCUGCGCAAGUUCUUCAUCAUCAACGUUGCUAGGGAGUUGAACCUCGUGUUCCCGAGUCCUACCGCGGCUGCCUUGACCAUCCGCUCUAUGCACGCCGUCGGCAGCGGUGCCGCCGAUGCCGCCAAGAAGAUCAAGACCCUGGGAUACUGCUUUAUUGGUGCUCUCGUCCACAUUGUCGUCUCCCAGUACGCCGACGGUAUCCUGCACAACUGGUACGUCUUCUUGUGGGUCUACGUCUGGAGUGGCUACAAGAACUGGGCCAUGAACAUCAACAACUGGGGCUGGUACAUCCAGCUUACUCCCGCCUUCUUUGGUUCCGGCAUGCUCGUCGGAAUCAACGCUGCCCUGUCGUGGUGGCUCGGAACCGUCGUUGCCUGGGGUAUCAUUGGGCCCACCCUUGUUCACUACGGAGAGGCGAUUGGUAUUCAAAGAUACCCCGACAGUGAGAAGUGGUCCGACGUGGUCAACUUCGGUGUCAUGAAGGUCAGCGACGACCCCAACUGGAUCCCGUCCCCCCGCUACUGGAUGCUGUGGCCCGGUGUCAUGGUCCUCGUUGUCUACUCCAUGGUCGAGUUCAUCCUCCACAUCGGUGUCCUCGUCGACGGCGCCAAGUUCGCCUUCCGCUCUACUGCUCGCAGCCUCAACAACCGCAUGCAGUCGCGCGGCAAGCACAACGCCUUCAUUGCCAAGCACGCCGGCCUGGCCGAUGCCCAAGACAGCCUCGUGGAGGACUUUGCGCCCCCGAGCCAGCAGGUCCCCAUCUGGGUCUGGGCGACUGGCACUCUUAUUUUCGUUGCCGUCGCCUGUGUCGUCUGCCACGUCCAGUUCCACAUGAACGCCGGUCUCGCCAUUCUUGCCUGCAUCCUGGGUCUUCUCUUCGCCUUCCUCAGUAUUCACGGCGGUGCCGUUACUGACUGCACUCCUCUCACUGCGUCUGCCAAAGCCUCCCAGCUCGUCUUCGGUGGUGUCACCUCCGGCCAAGGCCUCAGCGUGAGUGCGGCUCAGCGCAUCAACCUCGUCGCCGGUGGUAUCGCCUCCGGUACCGCCGACGUUGCCACGUCAUUGGUCUCCGACUUCCGUGUCGGCUUCCUCCUCCGUACUCCUCCCCACCUGCAGUUCUAUGCCCAGGCCAUCGGUGCCGCAGUCAGCGUCUUCCUUGCGCCUGGUGUUUUUGUCCUGUUCAUGGCUGCCUACCCCUGCAUCUGGAAGGAGAUGGAAGCCGAUGAGGUUUGCGCCUUCGGUGCCCCCUCCGUCACGGCAUGGAGGGCCGUUGCCGAGGCUGUUACCAAGCCUCAGCUGCCUAUUCCCAGGUCCUGCGCCAUCUUCACCAUCGUCAUGGGUGUCAUCUGCGCUCUUCAGGCUGUCCUCAAGAACUUCUACCUUGUCGGCCCCCGUAUGAAGUACCGCGACUACCUCCCCAACUGGAUGUCCAUCGGUGUUGCCUGGGUUCUCGGCCCUGACAGUGGUUAUGCCAAUGCCAUCAUGGCCGGUGCCAUCUUCGCCUGGGCCUGGAAGAAGUACUUCCCCAAGGGAUUCGAGGUGCACUGCUUCGCCGCCGCCGCUGGUCUCAUCGCCGGUGAGGGUUUCGGAGGUGUCAUCAACGCUGCUAUUGAGCUAGGAGGUGUGAGUGGUGGCGCCAUCGGCUCCCACAUCGCUCUCCCUGGUGAAGAGUGGUAA